Tetranychus urticae (two-spotted spider mite) is the source of this 954-nucleotide messenger RNA. RefSeq names its product ribosomal protein L8 (gene RpL8). Gene Ontology annotation, molecular function: RNA binding; structural constituent of ribosome. The record is from RefSeq and is a predicted model, not a curated record. Gene Ontology annotation, biological process: cytoplasmic translation. NCBI's taxonomy places the organism in Eukaryota, Metazoa, Arthropoda, Arachnida, Trombidiformes, Tetranychidae. Gene Ontology annotation, cellular component: cytosolic large ribosomal subunit; ribosome.
GGUGGCGUUUGCAUCAACAGUAAUUUUAGUGUGUGCAAGUGAUCAUUCUAAUUUAGUUUAAUUUAAUUUUUGUAAAUUUAAUCUGGUUUAAUUUCGUAAUCUAUCAUGGGUAGAGUAAUUAGAAGCCAGAGGAAAGGAGCUGGAAGUGUUUUUAAAAGCCACUCUAAACACAGGAAAGGAGCUCCGAAAUUAAGGUCUAUCGAUUUUGCCGAGAGACGUGGUUUCAUUAAAGGAGUUGUUAAGGAAAUUAUCCAUGACCCUGGUCGUGGUGCACCACUUGCAGUGGUCGACUUCAAAGACCCUUAUAAAUAUAAGCGACGGAAAGAGCUCUUCUUAGCAGUAGAAGGGAUGUACACAGGGCAGUACGUUUAUUGUGGACGACGAGCUGUCCUCCAAAUUGGUAAUGUUUUACCCGUCGGUGAAAUGCCUGAAGGUACAGUUAUCUGCAACGUUGAAGAAAAAACUGGUGAUCGAGGUAAAUUGGUAAGAGCUUCAGGUGAUUAUGCCACAGUUAUCUCCCAAAACCCAGAUUUGAAAAAGACCCGAAUUAAGCUUCCAUCUGGAGCUAAGAAAGUUAUUCCAUCUACUAACCGAGCAAUGGUUGGUGUCAUUGCUGGAGGUGGUCGAAUUGACAAACCUAUUCUUAAAGCCGGUCGUGCUUAUCAUAAAUACAAGGCAAAGCGUAACUGCUGGCCUAAAGUUCGUGGUGUUGCCAUGAACCCAGUAGAACAUCCUCAUGGUGGUGGUAACCAUCAACACAUUGGUAAAGCAUCUACUGUUAGACGAGACGCUUCAGCUGGUCGAAAAGUUGGUCUUAUUGCUGCUAGACGAACUGGUAGAAUCAGAGGAGGAAAGAAGAACUUAGGAAAGGAAGAUAAAUAGACUUGUUAAGAUCUUGGAAGGUUAAUCUAAAAUUUCAAGUAAAUUAAAUACAAUAAACAAAUUGUUUAUAAA